AUGGGGCAGGAUGCAGACGAUGGCCAGCUCGACAAUGAUGACUUCUCGUACCAAGCCUGUUACGUGUUCAAACCCACUUCCACCCUAGAGCUCGACAUCGACGAUCGCCCGAAGAAGCGUCGCAAAACCGCAACUGUUGAGGACAGCUCACCCGCACCGCGGUCCUGGCCGAGGUUAUGUGCCGGCGCCGAGCUAGAAGAAUACGCACGCAGUCGAGAAGAGGCGUUUCGAGAGGCGUGGAGAGUGGCCGAGUCGAGAAUCGAGAAUGGCGCUGGCAGCAUCGAUGAGGCAGCCGUUGAGAAGAUUGUACAAUGCGUCCACGAAGGAAAUAACCCUGCCGAGAGGGUGCGGACUGCUGUCGUGGUCUCGGGAUCCGACACCAGCGCAUUAGGACAAUGCAUCCGUAGACUACGACAGUCCGACGAUGCAGAUCUGGUCGUAGAAUUGCAAGCGAGUCAUGCCCCAACUCUACAGACUGCACUCAGAACGCUUAUCCGCAAUGCCAUCGAGACUCAUAGCAACAUUGGGGAGUACAAUGCUUUUGUCGCCACACAGAAGCGGCAGAUACCCAUGAUCUUUGACUUGGAGUUGCUGCAGAGGUACACUGCAAAAAAGGGUCUGCACAAGGUUGUCGUUGCAAUGCCGGACGCAGAGACCUUCGAUCUAAACGUCUUCUCCGAGCUCAUCACGAAUCUGGCCUCGUGGAAAGAUCGUAUCCAUUUCGUUCUUCUCCUCGGUCUUGCGACUACGGUACAUCUCUUCGAAAGUCGCCUCGCAAAGUCAACAGCACGACUGCUCGAUGCCGAGGUCUUUUCGUUGAAGUCUGAGGGUGAUAGCUUUUAUGAUAUCUUCUCGGCCGUCCAACAGCCUGCAUCAUCCAGCAUAGACCCGCGAAUUCAAGGUACAGCACCACAACUAUACGUAGGACCUUCAGUCGUCUCCGCCCUGAACGACUUAUCCCAAGAUCAAUCCUUGACAAUGCACACCUUCACCGCCGCUGUCAAGUACGCCCACAUGACGCAUUUCUUCGCCAAUCCACUCUCCGUUCUCCUCCGGCCCACGGCGAUCGAUGUAUCUGCGCCGAAUCUGACCCUUUGCGAGGCAAUCCGCAACACCGCCAGCUUUCAAGUGCACUGCUCUAGCAUUCUCGACGGCAGGUUACCCAACACAAACCCUUCAAUAGUUCGCAAACUCCUAGACGACGAUCGCGAGCUGCUGCAAUACUCUAUCGAACAGCUUCACGAAACAUCCAGACAUUAUCAGCAGAAGGUCGCUGCUCUACAUACUCUGGCUACCGUUGCCUCUCACCUCUCUACGGGCAGCAGCGCCACCUCACCAUUCACCCACUACCACCAACUGACUCAAGCCCUCCACCGUGGCCAAGUUGUCGGCUCAGACUCUUAUCAGCUGAUUCUCGACGCUCUACCACCCCUCCCUGGUCCAUCUCUCACGGCCCUGCUGACGAAGCUCUCACCGAACCUCACCUCCAGCGAACCCAUCAACACUCCAUUCAACCUCCUCGGCCACAUCGACCACCUCAUCAACACGAUUCUCGCCCCACCCAGUUCCUCACCACCUCCCUACCUAAACGAAGCACUCCUCAUCACGUCACGCGGCCCCCUCGUUUCCGCCUUCAACCCGCGCCCCCGCUUCGCCCUCGAACGCGCCCUGUCCUCACCCUCCGAUUACCUCGGCUGCGACUGCUGCACCGACACCACAACCAACAACAAAGGCGCCGCCGCAGCAAAUGCAGAAAAGGAGCCCGCAACCGUCCUCUACGGUCUUCUGGCCGAAGCGGGUCGAGAGGUCAACGUCUUUGACCUGUGGAGCACAUUCCGCGACCGCAUGACGCUGGGAAGCGAGACUGACGACCCCACUGGCUCUGGCCGCGGACAGGGACAGGGCGCCAAGGGGCAGAAAGGGAAGGUCUCGACUGGCAAAACUACGACGACGAAGAAGGGCAAGGCCGCCGGUGAAGCGGAUUCCGGCAAGGGCAAGGGCAAGGACAAAUCCAACACCACCGCCGCCGCCGCCAAAAGCAAUAGCAGGACCCGAGCUCCCAACCCCAACGGCCACGAUGCUACUGAGGACUCAAACAACGACAACGACAGCGCCCCGGACGCAGAUCCCGAGCGCCAGGCCCUCACGCUCUUCUACCGCGCGCUCGCCGAAUUGCGGCAUUUGGGUCUCGUCAAGAGCACGAGCGACCGCAGGCUCAAUAAGGGGGUCGAGGUCGUGUCGAGGACGACGUGGCAUGGUUUGUGA
Molecule: messenger RNA, 2265 nt
Organism: Cyphellophora europaea CBS 101466
Lineage: Eukaryota; Fungi; Ascomycota; Eurotiomycetes; Chaetothyriales; Cyphellophoraceae
Exons: 1
Coding region: 1-2265 (754 amino acids)
Biological process (GO): DNA replication; DNA replication initiation
Cellular component (GO): nuclear pre-replicative complex; DNA replication preinitiation complex; nuclear origin of replication recognition complex
Molecular function (GO): DNA replication origin binding
Source: RefSeq, a predicted model, not a curated record